AUGAGAAUUUUCUUUUUCAACUUCUUUGUUGUUGUAGUAAUAAUCAUUAAUACUUCUGCACCAGUUUCUGCUCAUUUUUACACUAACAUUUCUUCAAUCCCUCGUUCUAUAUUUCCCAAUAACUCUGCAUGGAACCAUUUCAACAAGUAUUUGGGUUGCCAUGUUGGCCAAAAAAUCGAAGGCUUAGCUAAAAUCAAGCAGUAUUUUCAACAUUUUGGGUAUAUAAGUUCUUUGAGCAAAAAAUUCAGUGAUGAAUUUGAUGACGUUCUUUUUUCAGCACUUAAGACUUAUCAGCUUAACUUUAACCUUAACACAACCGGAGAAUUCGACGCGGUCACUCUUCAACAUAUGAUAAAACCCAGAUGUGGAAAUCCAGAUAUAGUAAAUGGUACUACUAGUAUGAACUCCGGCAAGUCUCCGGCCAUGCAUAAGGUGGCUCAUUUCUCGUUCUUCGAAGGUCGGCCACGUUGGCCACCGAGUAAAACUAAUUUAAAGUAUGCAUUUCUACCGGAGAAUCAGUUAACGGAUACUGUUAAGGCAGCGUUUGGACGGGCGUUUGAUAAAUGGUCGGAGGUAACGCCGUUAAGUUUCAGGGAGACGGGUUCUUAUAGAACAGCGGAUAUUCGGAUCGAGUUUUUAGUCGGGGAUCAUGGAGAUGGUAACCCGUUUGAUGGGCCCAUGAAGAUUUUGGCCCAUGCAUUUUCACCGCCUACGGGAUUUUUCCACUUAGACGGGGAGGAGAAUUGGGUCGUGGACGGCGAGUUUUUGAAAGAACCGUUAUUGAGAAUAUCGGGUGUGGAUCUUGAAUCGGUUGCAGUUCAUGAAAUCGGGCAUUUAUUGGGUUUGGAUCAUUCAUCCAAAAAAGAAGCGAUUAUGUUUCCCACACUUAGCGCUGGUGCAAGGAAAGUGGAGUUGUCCAGUGACGAUAUUGAGGGGGUCCAGAUGUUAUAUGGGUCGAAUCCGAAUAAUAAUGGGUCAAGUACUGUUUUUACACCGACUCAAGAGAAUGAGAUUAGUGGAGCUUCCACUUUUGGUUCAUUGGUUUCGUUGGUUAUUGGAUUCUUCUUGGCAUUUGUGCUUUGAAGUUUGAUAUUAUUUUAGUUGUAUGAUUUGAUUAUUAUUCUAUCGGUACCAACCAUUUUACCUUUACAAAAUUAGGAUAAG
Molecule: messenger RNA, 1164 nt
Organism: Nicotiana attenuata
Lineage: Eukaryota; Viridiplantae; Streptophyta; Magnoliopsida; Solanales; Solanaceae
Product: metalloendoproteinase 3-MMP-like
Exons: 1
Coding region: 1-1083 (360 amino acids)
Biological process (GO): proteolysis; extracellular matrix organization; collagen catabolic process
Cellular component (GO): extracellular matrix
Molecular function (GO): zinc ion binding; metalloendopeptidase activity
Source: RefSeq, a predicted model, not a curated record